AUGGGCAUAUACGACAAGAUAAGGAACAUUGAAAACCUGAACGAAGCGGAACUGAAGAACAUUGGAAAUUCGGAUGCUUCGUGGCAUGAUCAGUAUAAGGAAUCCAGUUAUAUUUACAUUGGUAACCUAGAUAAAAGACUAACUGAAGGUGACAUCGUUAUUGUUUUUUCACAAUUUGGUGAACCGAUAGACGUUAAUCUAGUGCACGAUAAGGAGACAGGAAAGUCAAAGGGAUACUGCUUCUUAUCCUAUGAGGACCAGAGAAGCACAGUCUUGGCCGUUGAUAACUUCAACGGUUACAAACUUUUAGACAAGCCAUUAGUCGUUGAUCAUAUACUAAAUUAUAGGAUUCCCCAGAAAUAUGCUAAUGCAGAUAAGGAAAAUGAAUACAAACCAAGCGGCGCGGAGGGCCAAGGAAUAGGUGUAUACAACGUCAUUGAAAGUGAAAUAAACUUGACGAAAGCUUUUGAAAAAAUAAAGAAUAAGUAUAAUGAAGAGAAAAAAAAGGAAUUGCUUGAUGAAGAUGAAUUAUGGGCUCAGAACUUUGAAAAAUCGUUAAAGAAAAAAUCAAAUGAUCAUCGAAAGGAAAGAGAAGAUCGUAUUUCAAUUUCUUUUCCUGUGGUUGAAGAUAGAAAACAUGGAUGUUCAGGAGAGAACUACAGGUUACAAAAAAAACACAAAUAUGUAGAUAAAGAAAAAUAUGAUAAUGUGUCCCAUGCGCGUGUGAAGCAUUUGUCUCAUCACACCAAAGGGGAAGACAUUCGCAAAAAUAAAAAACGCAUAAAUUAUAGUGACAGCCAGGAGAGUGGCUCCAGUAGAGGUUAUAACAAACGGGGCCAUAGUGCAUAUAAGAGAGAGAGGAAAAAUCGACGAUGA
Molecule: messenger RNA, 876 nt
Organism: Plasmodium gonderi
Lineage: Eukaryota; Apicomplexa; Aconoidasida; Haemosporida; Plasmodiidae
Product: RNA-binding protein
Exons: 4
Coding region: 1-876 (291 amino acids)
Biological process (GO): mRNA splicing, via spliceosome
Cellular component (GO): U2 snRNP; catalytic step 2 spliceosome; precatalytic spliceosome
Molecular function (GO): RNA binding
Source: RefSeq, a predicted model, not a curated record